This is a messenger RNA of Gilbertella persicaria, 798 nucleotides long. RefSeq names its product 3-oxo-5-alpha-steroid 4-dehydrogenase-domain-containing protein. Gene Ontology annotation, molecular function: oxidoreductase activity, acting on the CH-CH group of donors. The record is from RefSeq and is a predicted model, not a curated record. The transcript is spliced from 2 exons. NCBI's taxonomy places the organism in Eukaryota, Fungi, Mucoromycota, Mucoromycetes, Mucorales, Choanephoraceae. Bases 1 to 798 code for a protein of 265 amino acids. Gene Ontology annotation, biological process: lipid metabolic process.
AUGGACUCACUUGUCAAAUAUUGGCUUAAGCCUUCUACUUACAAUACAGCUGUUGGUAUUUAUGCAACGUUUCCAUUUGUAAUGGCACCCGCUUGCCUGUUUAUGAAUGCACCUUAUGGUCGAUUUGCGGGUAAACUCGCUGUAGAUUGGAGUUUGAAUGGUAAAUGGAGUUGGUUUGUCAUGGAAGUUGUUUCGCCCGUCGUAUUUGCUAUUUCGCUUGCGAUAACUCGGCCUCGCUGGACGUCUUUUCAAAUGAUCCUGUCUUCUGCUUGGAUGGUUCAUUACAUCAACAGAAGUAUCAUAUAUCCUUACCGCGCUUCUUCUAUGGCACCUAUUCAUGUACUCACCUUUCUUUGUUCUGUGGCAUUCAAUGUCAUCAAUGGAUAUACCAAUGGCAUGUGGGUUGCACGUCAUAGUAACUCAAUUGCAAACCCUCAGUUUUGGUUGGGCAUGACUCUCUGGGCUGCAGGAUUCUUUUCUAACAUUUACCAUGAUAACAUUCUCUUCAAGUUGCGAUCCAAAAAGAAAAAAGAAGAAAAAGAAGAAGGCGAAAAGAAAUACUUUAUCCCCCAUGGUGGAUUAUUUGAAUACAUUAGUUGUCCUAAUUAUUUUAGUGAGUCCGUUGAAUGGACUGGUUACGCUUUAGCUACGUCAGGAUACAAUUGGCCUGCUAUUUUGUUUGCAGCUGCCACUGCUUCUAAUUUGUAUCCUCGAGCAUGGCGUACACAUGCUUGGUACAAGAAGCAGUUUGACAAUUACCCUUCUACAAGAAAAGCUGUAAUUCCAUUUGUGUUAUAA